Pieris rapae (cabbage white) is the source of this 630-nucleotide messenger RNA. RefSeq lists its product as uncharacterized. The record is from RefSeq and is a predicted model, not a curated record. Bases 38 to 601 code for a protein of 187 amino acids. The transcript is spliced from 5 exons. Lineage: Eukaryota; Metazoa; Arthropoda; Insecta; Lepidoptera; Pieridae.
UGAGUUUUAUAUUAAAUUCCGCGUUGCUAUUAAAAUAAUGUUUACUUUAUUUGUGUUCGCCGAGCAAUGCGCAAGCUUAUGGAGUAUAAUUUUUAUAAUAGAUGUUACAAUAUGCCAACUAACCCUUACCCCUUUUGGGCUUGAACAUCAUGAUAUAAUAGAACUGGCGGAGUUUGGUGACGCUCAACACAGGGGUGGUAGGUGGUACGCGUAUGAAGGAAAUACAUCCGGUGAGAGCGGAAGCGAUCUUAAGACUAGCAAUUCCGCUCAUAGAAGCAGCUCCGUAUCGUCUGGCUCCGAGAGCGUCUCUUCAAGUUUGUCUUCGGAGGCGUCGUCUAUUGAAACCAAAGAGGCCAGACGGGCAACAAAAACAUGGCGUCAGUGUACGCCAUGUCCUCACGAUAUGUUGAAGAAAUAUAUUAAUUUUGGUAUCAAAUGGAUCUGUGCAGCGUAUCAACGGGCGCGUCGAUCCUUCAAGAGCGAAUGUAUGAUGCGUUAUAGAAACUGUCAGGAUGGAACAAUGUUUGUGAAGAUAUCUGACAAGCGAUGCAAAAACAGUUCGUAUCAUGGCCGCCAUUGGUUUUACGUUUAUAGGGUUUAAUGUGAUAAUAAAAUGAAUUUCAUAUUGUA